Gymnogyps californianus (California condor) is the source of this 2667-nucleotide messenger RNA. It is a transcript of the gene LPCAT1, whose product is annotated as lysophosphatidylcholine acyltransferase 1. Gene Ontology annotation, molecular function: calcium ion binding. The coding region runs from base 29 to 1612 and encodes 527 amino acids. The transcript is spliced from 14 exons. The record is from RefSeq and is a predicted model, not a curated record. NCBI's taxonomy places the organism in Eukaryota, Metazoa, Chordata, Aves, Accipitriformes, Cathartidae.
GGUGGGCCGCGCGUAGUCCUGCCCCGCCAUGAAGUUGAGCAGCCGCGGCUGGGGAUGCUGCGUGGCCGGCAGCCGGGAGCGCGGGCCGCCGCCGCGGAGCCCCUUCGUGCACCAGCUGCGCCUCAGCCCCCUGGAGAAAGCCAAGAUUGCCUUCAUGACCUUGACUCUGUUUCCUAUCCGACUCUUUUUUGCUGCUUUUAUGAUGUUGCUGGCCUGGCCUUUUGCAUUCAUUGCUUCAAUGGGAUCUGACGAGCAAGAGCUUGAAAAGCCCCUCUCCUGGUGGCGAAAGAUAGUGGAUAUUUUGCUGAAAGCAAUCAUGAGAAUGAUGUGGCUUGCUGGUGGAUUCCACUGGAUAAAUGUAAAAGGCAGACGGGCGUUGCCGGCGGAAGCAGCAAUAUUAACUGUGGCUCCCCAUUCUUCCUACUUUGAUGCCAUUCCAGUAACUAUGACCUUCGCCUCCAUUGUGAUGAAAGCAGAAAGCAAAGAUAUUCCCAUUUGGGGAACUCUAAUCAAAUACAUCCGACCGGUAUUUGUAUCUCGGUCAGACCAGGAUUCUCGCAGGAAAACUGUUGAAGAGAUAAAGAGGCGUGCUCAGUCUGAUGGUAAAUGGCCACAGAUAAUGAUAUUCCCAGAGGGCACUUGCACAAACCGAUCCUGUCUAAUUACAUUCAAGCCUGGAGCAUUUAUUCCUGGAGUUCCUGUACAGCCAGUGGUUUUACGUUAUCCAAACAAACUGGAUACAAUCACAUGGACAUGGCAAGGGCCAGGAGCGUUGGAAAUUCUGUGGCUUACUUUGUGUCAGUUGCACAAUUCUGUGGAAAUUGAGUUUCUACCCGUGUAUAUUCCUUCAGAAGAAGAAAGAAAAAAUCCAGUGUUAUAUGCCAAUAACGUCAGACGUGUAAUGGCAGAGGCGUUGGGAGUUUCAGUGACAGACUAUACAUUUGAAGACUGUCAGCUAGCUUUGGCUGAAGGACAACUUCGUCUGCCUUCAGACACAUGUCUUUUAGAAUUUGCAAAGCUUGUGAGAAGCCUUGGGCUGAAGCCAGAAACACUUGAAGAUGAUCUUGAUAAAUAUGCUGCAAGUGCCAUGAAAAUGAAAAAAGAAAAGGUUGAUCUUAAAGAAUUCUCAGCAUACUUGGAAUUUCCAGUUUCUCACACAUUAGAAAGUAUGUUUGCACUUUUUGAUGAGAAUGAAGACGGCAUAAUUGACGUUCGGGAAUUUGUCAUUGCUCUGUCAGUUGUCUGUAAGCCAUCCAAAACUCUGGAAACAAUUCAGUUGGCAUUUCAGCUGUACCAGUCAGAAAAUGGAACUAUAAUAGAAGAAGAUUUAGCUCAUAUUCUGAAGACUGCCAUGGGUGUGUCACAGAUUAAUGUUACGCAUCUUUUUAGAGCUGUAGAUGAAGAAGAAAAAGGAGAGAUUACAUAUGAUGACUUCUACAGAUUUGCCGAAUUGCACCCACACUUUGCAGAAGACUUUCUCUAUGCUGAUCAGAUGGGAGCUGAGAGUGGCUUGGAGACUUCAUCUCUUUCUGCUCCUAAUGGUAUCUGUACUGACUUCAGCCCUGAAAAUGCUGAAGAUAAAAACAAGCCCCUGCAGAAGAAAUUGAAUUAACACUACAACUGUUACCUUCCUCUCCUGGUGAGAGGAUAGUCUUUUCUUGGGAUUUUCAUAAGUCGCUCCAACUAUACAGCAAAUACCAGUUUUGUGUGUGAAAGUUCUUCUACCUUAGUACUGUUCUUUGAAUCAUAUGUGCUAUAUUCAACAACAUGUUUCAGGUUACUUUGGAGAAGGUGUUUUUAUUUUUUUCAAAAAGGUCUUUGAAAGGCAAAAAUGUGAAUGUGCUCCAUUAUUAAUGUUCAUAUUUAAAAGGAAGCGGCACACUUAUUUAUAUUCCAUUGACUAGUUUCAUGUACAAAGUGUCGCACAAACUGUGCAUGUAUAAAGAAACUGUAGCUACUAUGGUGUUAAGUGCACUUUGGUGAUUAGUGUUUUCCCUAGUUAUGGGGAUGUUUAUUUGGGGCCAAACUUUGCUGUCCAUAUUUGCAUAGUCUUGUUGAUUUCAGUGGGAUUAUUCUCUUGAGCAAGCAAGGCAAGCAUAUUUUGGCCCUUUGUUUUGGUUUCAGUGAACAGUUUGGAAACAAUAAUGCAAAAACUUGCUAAGGAUUACUUUUUAUUUUUAUUGUUGAAUGACAAAAUUGUUUCUCUUUCAGUCUAUUCCAUGGUAGAAUGAAAAGGAAAGGCUCCUUAUCCCUCACCCCAACACUUUUCUACUGUAAUCUUCCAGAUGCAAUUAAACGAGAAUUUUUUCCAAACUGACAUGCCACAUACUGUUUGCAAAUGUGUGACAAAACUGUUUGUGCUUUUCUCUUAUAAUCAGUUCAAAUCAUGUCCACCCAACAUUUAAAUGGGAGACGUUUACACAAUUGUAUUUAAUCUAGAUUUAUCAGGAAUCACAGGUUUCUUUUGUAGCAAGCCUGUGUAUACAGAUAACUUAGCAUGGUACACAUUAUGAAAACUUUGUUAUAUCAGCACAAGUUUGAAAAGGUUGCAGUUACUUCAGAGGCCAAGCCAGCAACAAGUUGCAGAACAUCCUGAAGAAAUGCUAGUUAAAUCUCUAUAGCAACAUCACAUAUACUGCGUAUAACGUAUAUGAAGCUUGAAAUAGU